AAUUGAUCGUGACCGUUGGCGGUAGAAGUAGACUUUAGUUCCCUCGUGUGUUCCGACUUAUUCGUAAUCAUCAGCGAUAUGGUGUGUCUCAUUAUUUGUGGAUCAAAAGAGAUUAAGAAUUUUAUUCAAUAAUUCUAAGUUUUUAUUUCGUGUGAUUGAUUCCUGUGAACUUUGUGAAUACUUAAUAUUGUUUAUUUUUUUAAACCUAUAAAUAUACAUAUGAAUAUUAAAUUAUUUUACAUGCGUGAAUAAUUAUUUGUUAAAAUUGUCAUAAGGACAUUUUUCGAAAAAAAAGAAAGAGAAUAUACAAAGUGAUACCUGAACAAUAAAAUUGAUAGUUUUUAAAAAGCACCUGAUAUUCUACAUAUAGUAGGUUUUUGAUUAACUAUACAAAAUAAUAAAAUAAAACUCGCUUAAUAAACACAAAGAAGAAAAACUCAUAUUUUAUAUAGAUUUAAAGAAAUUUUAUACCUACCUGACUGAGAUUGAGACUUAUCAAGUAACUUAACUUAUAAGAGAAAUAAGUUUUAAAAUAGAAAUAAAAAAAAAAACAUUAGAAAUAUUAGAAAAUGACUCGGAAAAGUAUUGAAAUUCAACAACCCCCAUCGAACAAAACCAACAGUGUCCUACCAGCUCAAAAUGAUUUCUACAGGAAAUGCGAUGAUGAUUCUCCUGGACGAAGUUCAACGAAUAAAGACCUAAAUGAGCAAAAAGAUGAUAACAUUUCAUAUUUUUCAUUGUUUCGAUAUUCAACAAUUGGUGAAAGAUUUUUUAUUGUUUUGGGUGUUAUUUUGGCAUCACUUGGAUCUGUUGGAAUACCAUAUUCUGUUGUGAUUUAUGGUGAAUUCACAUCGUUGUUAAUUGACAGAACUACAGGUCUUGGAACAUCAUCACCCACUUUUAUAUUGAACAUAUUCGGAGGCGGUAAAGUAUUAACAAAUGCAACAAGAGAAGAAAAUAUUCAAGCAAUGAAAGAUGAUUCCUUGGCAUUUGGUAUUGGAAGUCUUGUAGGAGGAGUAGCUGAGUGGAUUUUACUUGCGAUUGCUGUGGAUAUUAUGAAUGCAGUUGCUCUAAAACAGAUCCGUCGUAUUAGGACCCUUUUCUUGGAAUCAAUUCUACGUCAAGAUAUGUCGUGGUAUGACACGUCAUCUGGCAACAACUUCUCCAGCAAAAUGACAGAAGAUCUUGAAAAACUGAAAGAAGGAAUCGCUGAAAAAGUGGCCAUAUUUGCUUUUCUCAUUAUGACUUUCAUAACCUCGAUAGCUGCCUCAUUUUUGUACGGAUGGAAGUUAACUCUGGUUGUCAUCACUUGCUGUCCCUUUAUCAUUAUAUCAACUGCUCUGGUGGCAAAGAUUCAAAGUAGCCUCACCGAAAAGGAACUUAAAGCUUAUUCGGUAGCUGGAGCAGUUGCCGAAGAAGUCUUUAGUGGAAUUCGUACGGUUUUGGCAUUCAGUGGAGAACGUAAGGAAUCGGUUCGUUAUAAUGCCCUCCUUCAACCAGCCGAGAAUACCGGAAGAAGGAAGGGUCUCUAUUCGGGUCUUGGAGCUGGAGUUUCAUGGUUCAUCAUCUACUGUAGUUAUGCCAUUGCCAUGUGGUAUGGUGUUCAGUUGAUUAUCGAAGAUCGUGAUAAGGAAGUUCGAGGCUAUACUCCGGCGGUUUUGAUCAUUGUCCUGUUUGGUGUAAUUAUGGGCGCCCAAAAUCUGGGACUGUCAUCACCACAUUUGGAGGCAUUUGCGGUUGCCAAGGGAGCAGCUAAGUCGAUUUUCAAAACCAUCGAUCGCAAGACUGAAAUCGAUCCCAUGGGCGAGGAAGGUCUUCGACCGGAAACGGUUAGUGGUGACAUUGAAUUUGAAAACCUUCACUUCAGAUACCCUUCACGGCAAGAUGUAAAAGUCUUGAACGGGUUAAGCGUGUCGAUAAAAACCGGUCAGACGGUGGCAUUUGUCGGCCCCUCAGGAUGUGGAAAGUCUACUAGUUUGCAAUUGCUCCAAAGAAUGUACGAUCCCGAGAGCGGUGUUGUUCGGUUUGAUGGCCGCAAUAUCAAGGAUUUGAAUGUAGCUUGGUUGAGAUCACAGAUUGGAGUUGUCGGACAGGAACCAGUUCUAUUUGCGACCACCAUCGAAGAGAAUAUCCGAUUUGGAAAGCCCUCAGUGACACAAGAAGAAAUCGAAAAUGCUUGCAAAAUGGCCAACUGUCAUAACUUCAUAACUCAGUUGCCAGAGGGCUACAAGACGAUGGUCGGAGAAAAGGGAUCCCAGAUGUCGGGAGGACAAAAACAGCGGAUUGCCAUUGCCAGAGCCCUGGUUAGGAACCCAAAGAUUCUGCUGCUUGAUGAAGCCACUUCAGCAUUGGACCCCACUUCAGAGAGGCGUGUACAGGAUGCUCUUGAAGUUGCCAGUCAGGGAAGGACAACCCUUGUGGUUUCACAUCGUCUUUCGACUGUCACAAAUGCUGAUAAGAUUGUUUUCGUUCGAGACGGAACUGUUAUGGAACAAGGCACCCACGAAGAGCUUAUGGCUAAGAAAGGACUCUACUACGGCCUGGUUAACGCCACCAAACGUAAUGAAGAGGUCAUACAGGAUCAAGGCCCAAGGCUAACUAAGAUGGCGUCAUUUAAAAAGAAGUCCGAUGGAAGUGUCAUCGAUGAAGACAGCGAAAGCGAAGACGAAGAUUCCCCUCAAAAGAAGGAGAAGAAAGAGAAAUACAAGGUGUCCUUUAGUAAACUGAUGAAACUCAAUGCUCCCGAAAAGUGGUUCAUAAUCUCAGGAUGUAUUGCGGCGGCUUUGCAUGGUUGUACCUUUACCGUUUGGGCUGUGUAUUUUGGUGACUUUUUCGGGAUUAUGUCAGACCCAGACGACGCUUAUGUUCAGGCUCAAGCAAAUAUGUUUGCCGUUUUCUUCCUCGGCAUUGGUUUGGUUGCUGGCUUGGGUACACUGACCCAGACUUAUAUGUUCAAUGUAGCUGGUGUAAAGUUGACAACUAGAUUGCGAAAGAUGGCGUUCAAGGCGAUUGUGUCCCAAGAGAUUGGAUACUUCGACGAUACUAGGAAUUCGGUUGGUGCUUUGUGUUCGCGUCUGGCAGGAGAUUGUUCCAAUGUUCAAGGGGCCACCGGUUCUCGAAUUGGUAUUAUGGUGCAAUCAGUUUCUACACUUCUCCUCGGUAUAAUAAUGUCAUUCAUCUAUUCGUGGAAUUUGACACUAGUGACAUUGGUGACAGUUCCGUUUGUGAUCGGAUCGAUCAUGAUUGAAGGCCGCUACAUGGAAGCAAGCUCACAAGUUGAACGACAAGCUGUUGAAAACGCAUCCCAAGUUGCUGUGGAGGCUAUUGCCAAUAUUCGAACGAUCAACAGUCUUGGCCAAGAGAAACAUGUCCUGGAACGAUAUGUCGUUCAGACCGAUCAUGCUGAUAAGGCUUCAAAGAAGAAGAUAAGAUUCCGUGGCACAGUCUAUGGUCUGGGACAAGCUUCUCCCUUCAUCGCAUAUGGAGUGUCAUUGUACUACGGAGGAAUGCUUGUUGCAAAUGAUAAAAUUCAAUAUGAAAAUAUUAUUAAAGUAUCUGAAGCUUUACUUUUUGGUUCUUGGAUGUUGGGACAGGCUUUGGCCUAUGCUCCAAAUGUUGGUGCAGCUAUGACAUCUGCCGGUAGAUUGCUGAGACUUUUUGACAGAGUUCCAGCCAUACACAAUCCUGCCGGACAACCAUUUAACACUGUCAAUAAGACCGAUGGGGAUAUUAGUUACAAGAAAGUCGAGUUUUACUAUCCCACUCGCAAGGAAACCCCAGUUCUUCAAGGCCUCGACCUGACAAUCAAAAAAGGAACCACAGUCGCCCUCGUGGGUCCCUCGGGAUGCGGAAAAUCAACCUGCAUCCAACUUCUUCUCCGCUACUACGACCCAAUUUCCGGGACAGUUAAUCUCAGUGAUACCCCAACUACUGAAUUCCCCCUAGACACCCUACGCUCACAAUUGGGUCUUGUGUCCCAGGAACCAGUGCUCUUCGAUCGAACGAUAGCCGAAAAUAUUGCUUAUGGUAAUAACUUCCGCGAAAACAUACCAAUGAGUGAGAUCAUUGAAUCGGCCAAGAAGUCCAACAUCCACGACUUCAUUGUGGGUCUGCCGCAGGGCUAUGAGACUUCACUCGGUUCUAAAGGAGCUCAGUUGUCCGGGGGACAGAAGCAGCGUAUAGCCAUAGCAAGGGCGUUAGUUAGGGAUCCAAAGAUUUUAAUUCUAGAUGAGGCAACUUCAGCCUUGGAUAUGCACAGUGAAAAGGUAGUUCAAGCCGCUCUGGAUGCUGCCCGAAGUGGGCGAACGUGUAUCACAAUAGCUCAUCGUCUAACGACGAUACGAGACGCAGAUAUGAUUUGCGUUUUGCAGAAGGGCGUUGUUGUGGAAAAGGGCACGCAUGAAGAGCUCAUGAGAUUAAAUGGUAUUUACGCUGAGCUCUAUACGAUGCAGUUAGUUACGUAAGAUCGAAAAUAUAAUGUGUACAUAUUUCUAGUGAUAAUAAAUUUUGAUUUUUGUAUAAGAGAA
Molecule: messenger RNA, 4526 nt
Organism: Eupeodes corollae
Lineage: Eukaryota; Metazoa; Arthropoda; Insecta; Diptera; Syrphidae
Gene: Mdr49
Product: multidrug resistance protein homolog 49
Exons: 11
Coding region: 570-4463 (1297 amino acids)
Biological process (GO): transmembrane transport
Cellular component (GO): membrane
Molecular function (GO): ABC-type transporter activity; ATP hydrolysis activity; ATP binding
Source: RefSeq, a predicted model, not a curated record